AUGAUUCCACAUUCCCUGCCAAUGACGUUGCUUGCGAACUCAAAAGUAAAGCCGGUUCAUUUCCGCGAACGUCGGCAGCAAGCAAAUGAUUCAUACAUGCCUGAUGCAAUACCGGUACUUCGAGGUUGCAAGAGAAUAGCGCUUUGCACUUACCCGACUUUCGAAAUUGAAGGCUACUUCUUAAACGGCCUUGAUAUCCUGGAUAUGUAUUGGUCAUGCCCUCCUGGACUGGUUGCCGCAACGAGCUGUAUCGUUUAUCGAAACGACAUUCACCAUAUAGUCACCGUUUGCCCUCUUGGAAGCUCCAGUGAAGAAAGGUCUCGUCCGUCCUCUUUUAUGCGCUGUCAUAGCAUGGAGCCAUCACAUGCUGUUACGAUUGAGAAUCAAUCGCGCAACGUAUUUAUUGCCGGGGAUACGAUGACGCAACGUUUUGAUCUUGGUCGGUUCACAGGAUUUCCGCACCCAGAUGGUUCAGCUGGGCUAUCUGUUGCGGCGACGCCAAAUCAGGUGCUGACUGGUACACGCAUUGGCAAUAUAUAUAUAUGGGAUGUUAGGACGCGGCCUCAUCGACCAGCGUGUUCUUUCAGACCUUCGAAAAAGCAUUCGGCAGUUACUGACUUGAAGUUAAGUACAGACGGAAACUAUUUGUAUGUAUCAUGCAUGAGGAACAAAAGCAACAAUUUAGCGAAAUGGGAUUUGCGAAAAUAUUCUUCGGAACCUGCCGUGGUGUUCAACGGACAUAGAAACUCUCACAAGAGUCUAAAAUUUGACAUUGAGGAAACAACUACUGGCGGAAUCCUCCUGGCGGGUGGAGAUGACUCCGUCGUGCGGGCGUGGAACACUCAUACUAGUGGUACAGGGGUUGAGUGCGCGCGACUUCCCGGUGAAAUUCCGAAGCUUGUGAAGUUUGCCGGAUGGGGCAAAGAAUCGCCUGCGGCACCGGGUGCUUGGAUCGUGAGCAACGUUGGCAAAUACGUCAUGCAAUGUGGGCAGCGGUAG
Chondrus crispus (carragheen) is the source of this 999-nucleotide messenger RNA. RefSeq lists its product as hypothetical. The transcript has a single exon. Gene Ontology annotation, molecular function: protein binding. The coding region runs from base 1 to 999 and encodes 332 amino acids. The record is from RefSeq and is a predicted model, not a curated record. Lineage: Eukaryota; Rhodophyta; Florideophyceae; Gigartinales; Gigartinaceae.